Molecule: messenger RNA, 1064 nt
Organism: Schistosoma haematobium
Lineage: Eukaryota; Metazoa; Platyhelminthes; Trematoda; Strigeidida; Schistosomatidae
Exons: 3
Coding region: 1-381 (126 amino acids)
Source: RefSeq, a predicted model, not a curated record
AUGAUUUACAAUUUCAAUAUAAAAAUGUUACAUCUCUUUCUCAUUCUACUUUUAAUGAUUUUCACAUCAACAGGUUUAGGUCAUCGUUGUUAUGUGUGUAGUAAGUGUCAAGACCCUUUCAGAUAUCAGGAUACUGAGAAACAAACGGGUUGUACCUUCUGUUCAACAAUAAGAACAUAUGUACAAGAUAAACUACAAGUGACCAGUCGUAGUUGUGUUCCGGUUUGCGUUGAAGCUGAUGCCAGGAGAUCCGGGUCAGGAAUUGUUACAUCGUGUUGUCAAGACGAUUUAUGCAAUUCUAGUAGGAAAACACAAAUAUCCAUGACUGUAAUCUUAUCUUCAUUACUUUUCAUACUACCAUUGUUAUCAACUUACUUUUAAUAAAAAAUAAACUGAUAUUUCUCGCCCAUUGCACUUAUUAUGAAAAGUUCGAUAAUCGUAUAUAUUGCUUCUAAAUAAUUAUAGAAUUUAUACUUUAUUUAUUAUGACUUAAUUAUGCUUCAUUCACACCAUCAUUUAUUCUUCAGUAAUAAAAUAUUUAUUAUUAGAAGGCAAUUUUUUGUUAUGAUGUGGUAAUGAUAACACAUAUCGAUUAUAUUAUUAAACUGUCCUAGGUCGACAAUGAAUCUAAUUUUGAUAAGUUGUAUAAACUUUGAGUAAUUAACUUGUUCAUUUUAUUAUUAUUAAUGCAUCUAAGCUGAUUUGAUUUCAAAUAAAUUAGUUAAUAAAUGAUCAAUCAAUGAGUAUCAAUAAUAACAAUGACCAUUAGUUGAAUGUCAAGUAGUCAAUAGGAUUAGAUAAAAAAGAUAAUGUAACCAAACUAGUUAGUAGCAUCGAGUACAGUUGAUGUAAGUAUAUAUUGUUUAAACUUAUUAGUGAUCAGGAAAACACACGUUCCUAACUUAUAAAUCACAAAAAUUCUAUUGAACUUCAUUUGUUACACAAUUAGUCCUUUAUUAUAUGUCAUAAUUUGUCUUAUAAUUGUUCAUCACACCGAUUUUACAGCUUUCGGAAACGAAUAUGUCAAAGAUAUUAUGAAUACAUAAACAAACUUUAUGAUACCG